AAGCCUAGGCGGCCACUCAUUUCCCAUGUACCCUAUAGCAGAAAUCGGCUACGGAAUCGGAACGCUUCCUGCAAAAUGCCCCCUUAAAAGAUCGUAACCUAGCAAAUACGAAAAUCGCAUAACCCCAUCGCCUUCUCCGCGUCGAAUCUCUUAACUAAAUCCGAUAGCUGGAUCCUUUUCUUACGCUCCACCUCUGUCUCCCCUUGCCCAUCCAAUCAUUCGCCCCAAUUCUCUUCGGCUCUCUCUCUCCCAAAGCUUCGUAGGCUUGAAGCCUCUCGGACAGCAAACAAUAAACCCCCUUCUUGUUCGCAGAAACCCUAGUCGUCCGACAUAUGCUACUAUGGAAGAGGAGCCUCUGAGCAUCGCUUUUGCCUGCUUAAUCUUGAUUUGAUUGCCGGGAAAUGGAGAUUUUGAGGGAGCGUUGGAGAUUGGCUUGCUGAAGCGUUUGUCUUUUGUUCUGGUUGGUUGGGGGUGGGAAGCCGAUCGGAGACUACCAAAUUUGAAGAUGGAAGACGUGAGUGCUUUGGUGAGAGACGGAUUUUUCGAUGAGGAAGCCGUCACGGCUGGGUUGGCCAAGGAGGCGGAGACAAUGUUCCAGAGCAGGAGAUUUCAUGAGUGCGUUGAGGUCUUGAAGCAACUACUAGUUAAGAAGGAAAACGAUCCGAAGGUUCUUCAUAACAUUGCUUUGGCUGAAUACUAUCGAGAUGGUUUCUCGGAUCGAAAACAUCUGAUUGAUUUUCUUAAUAAACUCAAGGUGAAAACAAGCGAAGAACUUGCUCUCAAAGCUAGAGAUCAAACUGAAUUAGCUAGCAUGGUCGGAAACAAUGUUAAUUCUAUAUCCAGGGGUAGUUCUAAUUCCUCAAAUCAGUUGGCCGCCACAGAUACUGUUAAGAUGGCAUAUGCAGAUGAGUUUGGCACAUCUGUUGUGACAUUUAACAUUGCUGCUGUACUCUACCAUCUACAUGAUUAUGAACAUGCUUUGUCAGUUCUAGAGCCAUUGUAUAAUAACAUAGAACCCAUAGAUGAGAGAACAGCUCUUCAUGUAUGCCUUCUAAUGCUUGACAUUGCCUUAGCUACAAAAGAUGCAACUAGAGCUGCAGAUGUAAUUCACUACUUAGAAAGAUCUUUUGGAGUUGGCUACACGAUGAACCAAAUGGAUUCUGGUACCAAUCCACAACACCAAUCAUCAAACCAAGGUUCUAAACUCUCCACAGCUAAUGUUGCUGCACCUGACGUCUCUAGCUCGGAGACAGGUGCCAGCGGCCAUAUCAUUGAGAACCCCCUCACCGGAACUUUAUCAGAUGAUUCUAUCGAGUUUGAAAACUUGUACUCAACAUUAGACGGCGGUAACCAAAGCCUUGGCCGACCUGUAACAGAUAUUUCAAAAAUGACUGCUGAUCGGAUUGUUCCUGGUAAUGACCUAAAGCAAAAAAUACAUCUUCAUAAGGUAAGACUACUGCUUCUCACUAGGAACCUUAAGGCCGCUAAACGUGAGGUUAAACUUGCAAUGAACGUGGCACGAGGUAGAGAUUCCUCGGCGGAAUUGCUUUUAAAGUCCCAACUAGAAUAUGCCCGUGGUAACAAUAGGAAAGCUGUAAAGCUUUUGAUGACAUCCAUGAAUAAAACAGAACCAGCUAUGCUUAGUAUGUUUAACAACAAUGUUGGAUGCAUACAAUUUCAGCUCAAAGCCCCGCACACAUCAGCCUUAUUUUUUACAAAAGCUCUGAGAUUUAGCUCAUCUCUUCGAUCAGAAAAACCCCUGGAGCUUUCAACCUUCUCUAAGGACAAUUCUUUUGUAAUUAUUUAUAAUUGUGGUCUUCAAAACUUGGCAUGUGGAAAGCCUGUAACUGCAGCUCAGUGUUUUGGAAAAGCCAGUAUGUAUUUUUAUAACAAGCCAAUCUUCUGGCUCCGUUUAGCUGAGUGUUGUCUAUCAGCAAUGGACAAAGGGAUUUUUCGAAUAUCUGCUCCAGAGAUUAAGCUUCAUGUUGUAGGAUCUGGUAAAUGGCGACAGCUGGUGUUGGAAGAAGAUGUCAGCUCAAGAACUAGGUAUCUCAAAGGAGCAGAAUAUAUGUCUGGCGUAGAUGAGCGGUACAAGCUUUCGCUUCCAUUCGCUCGAUUGUGUCUUCAUAGAGCCCUAUUUUUGUUGGAUAAGUUUGAGAAGAAAGGACCAACACCCAGUGCUGCAAAUGAUUCUGUCACCAAUGGAGAUCAUAAGGAAAACAAAGUCGGAUUGAGCUCAAACACCACCUUGCAGAGUUCUGUAAUCGCUUUUGAAGAAUUAUGCAAGGAAGAGAACAGCAUGAUCAAGCAGGCCCUUUUAGGAAAUCUGGCGUACAUCGAGUUGUGCUUAGAAAACCCACUCAAAGCAUUAUCCGCUGCAAACUCACUUCUCCAACUUCCAGACUGCUCAAAAAUUUAUACCUUUUUUGGUCGUAUGUAUGCUGCUGAAGCACUUUGCUUCCUGAACAGACCUAAAGAGGCUGCAGAGUAUCUGUCAGUCUACUUCAAUGAGAAUGGUAAGAUGGAGCUGCCUUACACUGAUGAUGAUAGAGAGAAGUGGAAUUUAAAGAGAGGUAUGGAUGGCGAAGAUUUGAAUGGUUCACAGAAUGCUCGAACUGUAGCAGAGUUGGCUCGAGGCGGGCUUCUUAAGUCUGAAGAGGCUCGUGCUGUUGCUUGUGUAAAUCUUAGUAUAAUGUUCUCCCUACAAGGAAAUCCUGAGCAGGCCAACCAAUUUAUUCAGAAAGCUCUCUCAUACAUGCCCAAAGAUCCUAGGGUUUUGAUUGCUGGUGUUUUUGUUGAUCUUCUGCAAAAUAAAUCUAGGGAUGCUCUCUCCAAGUUGAAGUUGUGUAACAACACCAGGUACGUUUCCGCUUGUUAAAUAUGGUUUUCAUGAUUGAUCCGAGUAGUCUGGCGAAAGCCUUCUGUACGAUAGAAUGGUGGAAUGUAGGAUAAGAAUCUUUUGUUUGAUCCACCCUUCAUUUUUUUUCUUUUUAUGAAAAUUUAACCUUUUGAUGGUAACUCCUUUAGUCCAAGAUGUAGUUCAUGAUGAAGGAUAUAUAGUUGAGUGGCAGUGUAGGUACUUGUUAAAGUUCAUUCAUUCAAGGAAGUAUAUGGAAAGCUUUCUGUGAUUCUCUCAUGGCUGCUGUUGGCUGACUAAAUUGAUGCGUAAAAGU
Messenger RNA from Phalaenopsis equestris, 3173 nucleotides. Its product is annotated as CCR4-NOT transcription complex subunit 10. Bases 506 to 2878 code for a protein of 790 amino acids. Lineage: Eukaryota; Viridiplantae; Streptophyta; Magnoliopsida; Asparagales; Orchidaceae. The record is from RefSeq and is a predicted model, not a curated record. Gene Ontology annotation, biological process: negative regulation of translation; mRNA catabolic process. The transcript has 6 exons. Gene Ontology annotation, cellular component: CCR4-NOT complex. Gene Ontology annotation, molecular function: protein binding.